Messenger RNA from Epinephelus moara (kelp grouper), 1920 nucleotides. Its product is annotated as kynurenine 3-monooxygenase. Gene Ontology annotation, cellular component: mitochondrial outer membrane. Gene Ontology annotation, molecular function: NAD(P)H oxidase H2O2-forming activity; kynurenine 3-monooxygenase activity; FAD binding. NCBI's taxonomy places the organism in Eukaryota, Metazoa, Chordata, Actinopteri, Perciformes, Serranidae. Gene Ontology annotation, biological process: L-tryptophan catabolic process; quinolinate biosynthetic process; NAD+ metabolic process. The coding region runs from base 100 to 1512 and encodes 470 amino acids. The record is from RefSeq and is a predicted model, not a curated record. The transcript has 15 exons.
CACUCUGCUCCUCCUCUUUUAAAACUUCACCCAAUACUUGUGUAAAUCACUCUGGAGUAGACAGUGACAGGGUCAGACGAGCAGAGGAGCUGAAGCACAAUGGAGGAAUCAACCGGCAGAUCAAUCAAGAAAAAAGUUGUGGUGGUGGGAGGUGGUUUGGUUGGGGCGCUGAAUGCCUGCUUCUUUGCCAAAAGAGGCUUUGAUGUGGAACUCUUUGAAACCCGGGAAGAUAUCCGGAAAGCCAAAGUCGUAAAAGGAAGAAGCAUCAACUUGGCUUUGUCUCACAGGGGCCGGCAAGCAUUGAAGCAUGUUGGAAUGGAAGAGAAGAUUGUCUCCCAGGGGAUCCCCAUGCAUGCAAGAAUGAUCCAUUCCCUGAAUGGGAAACAGUCUCCGAUCCCUUAUGGCAAGAAAGGCCAGUUUAUCCUGUCAGUAGACCGAGCCAAUCUGAACAAAGAGCUGCUAACAGCGGCAGAGGCAUAUCCAAACACUAAGUUGAACUUUGAUCACAAACUGCGGGAUUGGAGUGCUGAAACAGGCCUAAUGACCUUUGCCAGGUCAGAUGGGUCCAACGACCAGCUCAAGGCAGACCUGAUUGUAGGCUGUGAUGGAGCUUUCUCUGCCGUCCGCAAACAAUUCCUUCGUCGCAGCCGCUUCAGCUACAGCCAGACUUACAUCCCCCAUGGCUACAUGGAGCUCACCAUGCCACCCAUCAACGGAGAGUUCGCCAUGAAGCCUAAUUAUCUGCACAUCUGGCCACGAAACACAUUCAUGAUGAUCGCCCUGCCCAACUUGGACAAGACAUUUACCUGCACCCUCUUCAUGCCCUUUGAAGAGUUUGAGAAGAUCACCACAGGAGAUGAAGUCAUCGAGUUUUUCCAGAAAUACUUCCCUGAUGCCAUACCACUAAUUGGAGUUGAUAAUCUCAAGAGGGAUUAUUUCCGAUUGCCUGGACAGGCCAUGGUGUCUAUCAAGUGCUCCCCAUAUCACAUUGGAGACAAAUGUGUCCUCAUGGGCGAUGCAGCCCACGCAGUGGUGCCUUUCUACGGUCAGGGGAUGAACGCUGGCUUUGAGGACUGCAUUGUCUUUGAAGAAAUAAUGGAUCAGUUCAGUGAGGAUUUCAGUGCUGUACUGCCUGAGUAUACCAGAGUGCGUGUUCCAGACGACCAUGCGAUUGCAGAUCUGGCCAUGUACAACUACAUUGAAAUGCGAGCCCACGUCAACUCCAAAUGGUUUCUUUUCAGAAAACAUCUUGAUAACUUCCUCCAUUUCUUCAUGCCAAAGACAGUUGUUCCCCUUUACACAAUGGUCACUUUCACUAGGACAAGGUAUCAUGAGGCCGUGGAGCGCUGGCAUUGGCAAAACAAAGUGAUAAACCGUGGCCUGCUGUUCAGUGCUACAGGAGCUGUUUUGGGAGGCUCCUACCUGCUCAUUAAAGAUCCUUCUCACAUCAACAAGCUCAUCAUGCCUGCCGAGAAAAUGUGGCACAGGCUUGUGGCUCGCUGGACCCCCUGAGCACCGGCUCUGAUCUGACAGACAAGUGCAAAGACCGCAGCAUAAAACACAAGAACUGAGAUCCAAUUUUAAUUAGUUUCACUGCAUCAGCUAAUGAACAUGACGAAGGCUCUGCCAGGAAAAUUACUGUAGUGUAAUAAUGAUUGUCUUAACUUAUACAACUCAUAAUGAUUGAUAAAAACAACUUUAUAAUGUCCCACCAGUGUUUAACUGGUAAUGGUUUGACCGAGGGAGCCCAACAGAUUUAAUUAUUUUCAUGUCGUUAUCAUCACUUGCGCAACUUUCAAUGUGAAGACGACAAACAGUGAGUAUUAAACUCAGGCAGUGGCUCAGGGAACGUGCUGUAUGAGUGUAUAAGAUGCUUAUACAUGAAUUGCAAAUAAAUGUCUUUGGCUCUGUUCCUCUCAA